Messenger RNA from Malassezia japonica, 999 nucleotides. RefSeq lists its product as uncharacterized. Lineage: Eukaryota; Fungi; Basidiomycota; Malasseziomycetes; Malasseziales; Malasseziaceae. Gene Ontology annotation, molecular function: protein binding. The record is from RefSeq and is a predicted model, not a curated record. The transcript is spliced from 3 exons. The coding region runs from base 1 to 999 and encodes 332 amino acids.
AUGGCGCGUUCAUCGGAGUACAAGAAGACGGAUCGCCUGGCGCCGUUCCGCCCGCGCAUCUCGCGGUUCCGUGGACACAAAGACAGCGUGUACUGCUGCUGCGUCGACCGCGAACUCCACCCGGGGCAGGCAAGCUACCUUAUUACAGGCUCGCGCGAUAAUACGAUCAAGGUGUGGAACAGCGGGACGGGCGCAUGCAUGUCGACCAUGGGAGGGCAUAACGGAAGUGUCCUAUGUCUAAAACACGAGCCUGGCUUUCUUGUGAGCGGCAGCUCGGAUACGACCGCUCGUAUAUGGUACCCGUCCCAGAGGGGCAAUGGGUCGCUCUAUGAGCCUGGCCCUGUCCUGCGCGGCCACAAGGCAGGCGUGCUGAGCGUCGCGUUUGACGCCAAGUACAUUGUCACGGCCAGCCGAGAUACCACAUUGCGGGUGUGGGUCCGUGCGACGGGUGAGCUGCUGCACAUCUACGACACGCACUCCGCAUCGGUCAAUGCAUGCAGCCUGCACAACGGGAUCGUGGCCAGUGGUGCGGGCGACGGUAGCCUGCAUCUCUGGUCCGCUGCGACCGGCGAGACGUGCCAGACGAUCUCUGGGCCCCGCUGCGGCAUUGCCUCGUUGGUGCUCACCCCCCAGUGGCUCUUGACCGGCAGCAGCGACUCUGCGAUCCGUUUCUGGAACACGGAAACUGGCGUGUGUCUUGCAACAUUCCGGGCCCACGAAAAACUGGUCCGUACGAUUGCGUACGAGGCUGCGCGAAAACUACUCGUCAGCGGCGGCUGGGACCGCAAAACGCGCCUAUGGGAUGUGGAGCCCCUCCUGGAUUCCCUUGACGAGGAGACGCCCGCGAACCCUCACAUGACCCUGGAGCUGGGUGUACAGCAAGCGCGCGUGUUUGACGUAUGUCUCGAUACCACGCGGGUUAUUUCAGCCUGCGAGGACAACACGCUAUGGAUCACAGACUAUGGAGGCCAGGGGCUCGCGACGCACAUCUUUGCGUGA